Suricata suricatta (meerkat) is the source of this 804-nucleotide messenger RNA. RefSeq names its product transmembrane protein 210 (gene TMEM210). Lineage: Eukaryota; Metazoa; Chordata; Mammalia; Carnivora; Herpestidae. Bases 270 to 752 code for a protein of 160 amino acids. The record is from RefSeq and is a predicted model, not a curated record. The transcript is spliced from 4 exons.
CACUAUUCCAGGAGCCUAAUGGUGGCCUCCACCCCCUUCCCUCUAAGGCACCAUCCCCUGAGGCCGGAUCCAGCAGGGCACUGGGAGGUGGCUCCCCGGGCCCCUGCCCACCCAGGGGUUGCCUGCCCAGGGCUCCUCUGCUCCCACACCAAAGUUCAAGUGAAGCCCUGCCCACGGCCCACCCCCGCCCUGCUCCACAGUCCUAUUGUGAGGUCAUUGCCUUCUGAUGGGUUCCAUCCAGAGGUGUGUGGUGGGGCUGGGGGCUGGACAUGGCCCCCUGUCCCCAGCCUGACUCCUGCCUGGCCAGCGGUCCCCUCAGCCUGAUAUGUCUGUCCCUUUUGCUCGCCCCUGCUGCAGCUGGGACGUACUGCGAGUGCAGCCUUGGCCUCAGCCGCGAGGCCCUCAUUGCCCUGCUCACGGUGCUGGCGGGCGUCGGCGCCAGCUGCUUCUGCGCCCUCGUCAUCGUGGCGAUUGGUGCCCUGAGAGCCAAGGGACAUGAACACACCAGCCGCAGACAUGGGGAGAGCAGGGGAGGUCCCCACAGGAUGGUGGAGCACUUCGGGGUCCAGGAGGAUCACGUGGAUCUGCACACAGUGCAUAUGGAGUCCCACUUCACGGACCCUGACCUGGAGGUCUCCACGAUGCCUCCCCUGGAGGAUCACGACCUCAUGACCAUCCCCGUGGACCUGACGGCCCCAACUGUGACUCUAGAGGAGCCGUCCCCCCCCCCCCCCCCCCCCCCCCCCACCUGAGUAGGGCUGCAGGCAGCCUGGGGGAAGAGAAUUAAACACUAUUUAGUGCUUC